GCCGCUGCUGCCGCUGCUGGGGCUUGUCAACAGGCGAAGGCGAGCGGCGGCGGCGGCGGCGGCGGCGGCAGCCCCGGGGACGCGGGCGGGGCGCAGGGCCGAGGCGGCAGCCCUUCCCCGGUCGGCUCCGAGCAGCUCUGCGCCCUUCUUGCCCGCGAUGCCCCCCGGCGCAGCCCCCUGAGCCGUGGCCAGAGCCGCGGAGGAUGGGGGCAGGCGCCCAGGCGUAGGGCCCGCCGGAGGUCGCCCACCCGCCCGCGGGACCCCCGCUCGGCUCGGCUCUUGUCGGAGGGGACUGGCAUGUCCUCGGUCCGGUCGGCUGGCAGCUCUCGCCCCUCCUCUCUGACGCUGGCCUGGCCAUGGCGCGGUGGCGGGCGGUUCCGCGGUCUCCUUAGCACGGCUGGCCGCUUGCCCCUCUGCCAGCUGCCGCCAUGAGUGGGGGCAAGAAGAAGAGCGGCUUCCAGAUCACCAGCGUCACCUCGGAUUACCAGCACAAAGAGGCUUCGCUGGGCGGAGAGGCCAAGGGGCCCGCUGGCCCCCCAGCAAGUCGGGGCCUGGCCGCCACUGAGGAAGCCGAUGCUGGAGAAGGGGACAGCCCCAGGGCCUCGGAGGGCCCUGUGCCCCCAAACGGGCCCUCGGCCCCCAGCUCCCCAGGGGCACCCCCCUCCUUCCAGGGGCCUGGAGUAGUGGCUGGCUCUCGGUUCCGUGUGGUCAAAUUGGAUCAGGGCUCGGGAGAGCCGUACAAACGCGGUCGCUGGACAUGCCGGGAUUUCUACGACCAGGAAGUGGAUCAGCACCUCGUGGGGCGGUUUGUGGACUCGGCACGGCACCCCCAGUCUCUGGAUUCCCGCCUGGAAGUGGCCGGACUCUUGGCAAAGCCAGUGAGCCCAUACAGUCCACAGCCACCACGCCGGGGUCCCUACUUGCCAUCCCAGCUGGUCCUGCCCACCCCUGGCCCCUCUGGCCACCAGGCCCGCUCCCUGGGUGGGGGCUUGCCUGUGCUUGUCCACCCCAACAGGACUCCUUCCAGUCCCGUGUCCCUCCACAGCUCCCUCGCAGUGGUUGAAACCCGACCACCAGCUCCUGGGGACAGCACCAAAGAGUCGGGUGACCAAACCCCACCUGGCACCCUCCCAGCCUUGGUGGUGGAAGAACAUUUGCUUCCCAAGAAUGUCUCCCAGCUGAUCCAGAGAGAGACGGAGGAGCGGUGCAAGGUCCUGCCCAGAGAGUCCCGCUCACGACCCUCCUCCCCAGCUCCCCCCCUCUUCCGAGAUGCCAGUCCCAGCCGGAGGACCUCAGACCCCUUCGGUGUUGCCCGCUUCAGCUUGGCACGCUCCAUGUUUGGUAUGGGAGUUGCCCAUGACAGCGACGACGAUAGCGGAACAAGCAGCAGCAUGAUUGCCAUAGACAACAAGAUUGAACAAGCCAUGAGGCUGGCAUCACUGACUCCAAUUUGCCCAGCUGCACAAUCCCCUCGUGCUCCAAUAACCCCUUUGGCAGCUGUGAAAGACCUGGUGAAGAGCCACUUGAUGUUUGCGGUGCGGGAGGAGGUGGAGGUGCUGCGAGAGCAGAUCAAGGAGCUGUCGGAGCGCAAUGCCUUGCUGGAGCAGGAGAACGCCCUGCUGCGCUCCCUGGCCAGCCCCGAGCAGCUCGCUCGCUUCCAGGCUCAGCGCCACGCGGCCAAGCCCCCGCCCAGUGGCACUGCGUGAACCUGCGUGGCCAGGAGGGGGGUGCGAUCGAAACGAAGGGAUGGUCACGAGACACGGAUUCCCGCAGAUGUGAAUGGGGUGGGCAGCUGGAGCAUGUGUGCGUGCGUAAGCGUGUGAAGCCAGCCUUUGGGGGGGGGCAAGGGGAGAACUUGUGCCUUCAGGGGGUCGAAUCCAAACUUCUUGGUUUUGUUCCCCAGCUCUGGAAAGGGAGUGGGAUCUUUUGCCAAAGACACAAUUAAUAGCAAGGAGUGGGGGUGAAGAGUAGGGGUCUUUCACUGACUGGAAAAGGUCUCCAUCUAGUAGGACCUUAAAAGACCAACAAGAUUUCUAGGAUAUCAGCCUUUGAGAGUCAAGCUCCCUUUAGCAGAUUAUCUGACUCUCAAGUUUAUACCACGGAAAACUCCUCGUUGUUCUUUAAGGUGCUUCUGGACUCCGAGUCUUGCUUUUCUACGGCAGACCACCAGAGCUGCUCCCCCGAAGCUCUCUCCACUGGCUGGGCUGGUCCUCAGAAGCCCCAAACUGGCCAGAUCUGCCGCCGCCACCAGCUGGGGUCCUUCUGUAGUCAUUUCAUUGAAAUGGAAGACGGGCGGCUUGUUUUCCAGACUCUGCUGGAAACGGGGGCAAGGAGUGCGGGCUGGGGUGGGAUGGAGCUGGCAAUAAUUUUAUAUUGGACACUUUUUUUCAGUAUUUCAGGAUAUUAAAGUGCAAAAUCACUCCUGUCA
Messenger RNA from Eublepharis macularius, 2428 nucleotides. RefSeq names its product TSC22 domain family member 4 (gene TSC22D4). Lineage: Eukaryota; Metazoa; Chordata; Lepidosauria; Squamata; Eublepharidae. The record is from RefSeq and is a predicted model, not a curated record. The transcript is spliced from 5 exons. The coding region runs from base 429 to 1706 and encodes 425 amino acids. Gene Ontology annotation, biological process: regulation of transcription by RNA polymerase II.